AUGGCCGACAGGUCGACCUUGGAAGUGUCGCACGUACCCGAGACGUCGUCGAGAUGGAUAACAGAUAGCAUCACCGGGACGUUCGAUUUCGAGGUGACCAACUAUCCGCAGCUCAGAGGCAUGGCUGUCAGCAAGUCCAUCAUUUCUUGCCACUUCAGAGUCGGUGGCCACGAUUGGAGACUCAAGUUCUACCCCAACGGGCUAAACGCGGACUCUGCCUACGUGCAACUCGCCAGCCAAGGGAAGAAGGAUGCGAGCGCCAAUUUUACACUGAGCGUGUUGGGGAGAGACGGCGAGGCACCGGUAGUCAGCUACGGAGGGGACAUGCGUGUCUUCUCUCACGACGUAGAGGACGAGUGGGGCUACCUCCAGUUCGUGACCAAGUCCAAGCUGAAAUCAUUGUCUCGCCACGGGGGCGGCUGCUUCACCAUACGGUGCGUCCUCACCGUCAGAAACGAGUCCCCACCGCUGGAGCUGUUCGACCACCUCGAGCGCAUGCUCCAGGACGGGACGGGCGCAGACAUCACGUUCGUGGUCGAUGGCCGGGAGUUCCGCGGGCACAGGUGCCUCCUCGCCGCUCGGUCGCCCGUGUUCCGCGCGCAGUUCUUUGGCCCGAUGAUGGAGAAGGACAUGCCACGCGUCCAAGUCCACGACAUGGACGCCGCAAUCUUCGAGAUGAUGCUUCACUAUAUCUACACGGGCUCGAUGCCGCCAUGUAGGGAUGAUGAAGGAGGAGGACACCAGGCCGACGCGAUGGAGCAUUUGCUGGUCGCAGCUGAUAGAUAUGGGCUAGAGAGACUGAAGACGAUAUGCGAGGAAGAACUUUGCAAGAGGAUGGAUGUGGAGUCUGUCAUGUCCAGAUAUUUCAUGGCCAAGCAACGCAGCUGCAACCGACUCAAGGAUGCAUGUCUAUCCUUCAUGUCCUCGCCAGAAGUCCUCGACGUUGUCCUGGAGAGCGUUUGCAUCAAAGACACGUAA
Messenger RNA from Lolium rigidum, 978 nucleotides. RefSeq names its product BTB/POZ and MATH domain-containing protein 2-like. Gene Ontology annotation, molecular function: protein binding. Gene Ontology annotation, biological process: protein ubiquitination. The transcript has a single exon. The record is from RefSeq and is a predicted model, not a curated record. Lineage: Eukaryota; Viridiplantae; Streptophyta; Magnoliopsida; Poales; Poaceae. The coding region runs from base 1 to 978 and encodes 325 amino acids.